GCGCGCUUGCCCAAAGCUCAACCAUGAUAUAUUAAAAAGGAGAUGUAUCAGGUCGUUAAAGGGAGAGAUAUUCAGACCAUAGGGAGAACGGGUGAAUUGGAACGCGUUAGGAGGGAUGCGACGAGUUAUUAUCAUGCUCAAUGGGUUAGAGAUAGCUGCGGUAGAAGCUGAGCCGGUGGUCGAAAUCAUCUGGGAUCAACUUCGGGGCCGUGGGCCGCAUGUCAACUUCAUCUUGGAAAACGACGGACGUGAUAGGGUGAACGCGACUACUCGGUUAGGGACGGUCGGAAGAAGGAUUAUCCGUGACACCGUGAUAGAGGAGGUUGCUGGAAGCUCCGUACCCCAGGCAGAGCCUGAGGACGGAGAACCAGAGAAAGUCUAUGGGAAGCCUAGGGAAGAGGAGCCUGCGGACAAGGUUACCGCUGCCAAGAAAACAUUUCGGUGUCAAAUCUCGAUCUUAACCUUGCCCGAAAUCGACGACACCCUUAGCAAUUUACUAGGAACCAUGGUGUCGGUGUUGUUUCAGACCAUGCUGCAGGCUAGCCCUAGGUUGCUCAAAGGGUUUAGACAACUGUUGACUCGGCGACGAGUAGAGAUAGACGAAAACCCCGAAUUACCAGAAGAAGGAAGGAAGGAGGAAGCUCUGCAAGAGCUUGCUAACCUUCAAAGAAGUCGCAGGGAUUUCGAGGAUCUUGAGAAAUCCUUGGCAGACAUCCGUUUAAGCUUGCCAGACCGAGAAGGUGGCGAAGUCAUGAGGGCACCUCCUGGGACAAAGCUCAGUUUCCGUGCGCUACCCGUAGGAAAAUUGAAGAUUCAGCUCGGAACUCAUCAUACCGACGCAUUAGUAGACGGGGGAGCAGAAAUCACUCUCAUAAGGACAAAUUUCGCAACAAUCACAGGCUGUACGGUAAAUAAGGAAGUAUCGGGGAGCAUUCGGGGAGCCGGUGGGGAAAUUCUGUUCGCAGAGUAUGUCAUGAAAUGUGCAAUCAAGGCAGGAAUCAGAGAGUCAAUCUGGUCGUUUCAGCGAAUGACCGUAAUGGAGGAAAUGGAUUACGACAUUAUCCUCGGGAGGCCAUGGUGCGCAAACGUAGAAAUGAUAGACAUGCACUUGCAUGAUGGCACGUACAUGGUAGAUAUAGAGGACCCAGUGACCGACCGGGGUGAGAUUCUCCGACUCCUCGGGACGGGAGGAGACCCUCCGAAGGGGAAGUUGGCAACGUGGUCGCCGUCGUUCGAGGAUAGCGCACGAAAAGGGGCUUUCGCGUGGAUGGAGGGCAUGAUAGAAAGGGUAGAAAUUAUGAUUGAGGAGGCAUUCAACAAGAAGGAAUGAAUCAAGAUGGGCCUUCCCCAGAAGAAGAGGAGGCAGAAGGACAAAAUCUUGGGCGUUAUGGUAGCAAAAAAGGAAUCAG
Chara braunii is the source of this 1409-nucleotide messenger RNA. NCBI's taxonomy places the organism in Eukaryota, Viridiplantae, Streptophyta, Charophyceae, Charales, Characeae. The record is from the annotation of a GenBank genome assembly.